Messenger RNA from Asparagus officinalis (garden asparagus), 1548 nucleotides. RefSeq lists its product as uncharacterized. The coding region runs from base 36 to 1208 and encodes 390 amino acids. Gene Ontology annotation, molecular function: RNA binding. The record is from RefSeq and is a predicted model, not a curated record. The transcript is spliced from 3 exons. Lineage: Eukaryota; Viridiplantae; Streptophyta; Magnoliopsida; Asparagales; Asparagaceae.
UAUAAACCCAAAACCUCUCCAUCCGCUCUCUCUCAAUGGCGACCCGCUUUCUCUUACUCCGGCGACUAAUCAAAAGAACCCACUUCAGUUUACCCUUCUCCUCUCGAAACCCAACUCCCUGUCUUCUCCUCUCAAACCCUAACCCCUUCAAAAAUCUCUUACACCCAUCAAGAAAUUUGAGCCAUGGGUCCGUGAACCUCAUCCUCUCCGAUUCGAUCCCGAGGUUCGAAACCCUAGAAUCGGAGGAGCCUAAGAGGAAGAAAUGGCAGUCGAAGAAGAGGCUGAAGGAGCAGAGGAAGAGGGAGAAGAGGAAGAGGAGGGAGGCUAACAAGCGGGACCCACGAAGGAUUAGGCCCAAAGGGAAGAAGAUGAAGAAAAAGUUUGCUACUGCAGAGGAGAGGAUCAAGUAUAAGAUUGAGAAGGCUAAAUUAAAGGAAGCAUUAUUGGUAGAAAAGCUGAAGAAAUAUGAAGUUCCAAAACUGCAAGGCCCUAUGCCUAAACCAGACGAGCUGUCUGGUGAAGAACGCUUUUAUAUGAAGAAGAUGGCACAGAAAAGGUCUAAUUAUGUACCAGUUGGCAGGAGAGGCGUCUUUGGAGGAGUAAUAUUGAACAUGCAUUUGCAUUGGAAAAAACAUGAAACUGUGAAGGUUAUCUGUAAACCAUGUAAGCCUGGCCAAGUUCAUGAAUACGCGAGAGACAUAGCUAGGCUUAGUGGCGGAGUACCGAUUCAAAUUAUCGGAGAUGAUACCAUAAUAUUUUAUCGGGGCAAGGACUAUGUUCAACCUGAAGUCAUGUCUCCCAUUGAUACGCUGUCAAAGAAAAAAGCUCUUGAAAAAUCUAAGUAUGAGCAAUCACUUGAAACCGUGAGGCGCUUCAUUGCAAUCUCUGAGAAGGAACUAGAACUUUAUUAUCGACAUGUUGCUCUAUAUGGUGACCCCAACUCUCGUAAUUCCGAUUUAGUGUAUGAUGACAAGGGGGAAAACCCAUGCCAUGUACGAACAGAAACAUCAUACUCAAGGAAAGAAGAAUGUGCAGACUUAAAUGAUGAUAUAUCAACAGAUCUCUUAGACACUGAACUUGAUUCUGAAGAUGAUGCAGUCACAGAAGAUGAAAUUGAUUCUGAUAAUGAGUUCACUGAAGCUGAAACCGAGUCUGAAGGUGAAGGAUUAUCGGAUUCUGAAUUGGGAGUGGAUAAUAGAGGAAAGUAAUCAAGUAUGGCUAAAGAACUGACCCCGGAGGUACUCUUAUCAUCAGUAGUAGCAAACAGAUUCGACACGUAAUUAACUUGGUCAUGGCAAGCAUUAGAUUCUUGCAUCUUUUUUUUUCUUUCUUUCUAUUUUUUUGCAAAUCUUACAGCUAGUUAUUAGUUAAAUAGUUGAUUUUCAAAUUGAAAAUGAAUUCACAAUGCCUUUUUAUGUUGUAUGUAUGCGUGUUUAGAGAGAGAUGAACUUGCUUACAUCUGGAAGGACUUGGAACCAAGUUCUUCUCAUUCAAAUUAUAUGUAACAAUUCACAUGAAAGAUCCGUUCCAUUAUAUGGUGUUUCUAUC